AUGGCUGAUUCCCCAGCCAAAGCCGACGGCGGCUCCGAGCGGAGGCCAGCGGGCUACAAGUCGUGGAAAAAGAAGUAUCGGAAGAUGCGUAUCGUCUUCGACAACAAGAUGCACGAGUGCGAGGAGCUGCACAAGCAAGAGGCCAAGGCCGCCAACACGGUGAAGCGCUUGGCCAUAGAGAAUGAGUAUGUGCAAUUCCCUGCUGUCCUUGGUCUCCACGAAUCUAACCCGUCAUUUGCUAUCUGCAGCCGGCUACUGGACCUUCUUCUCGAAGUCAACAAUUCUCCGCAGAUUCCCCCAGACCGACGGAUAGACCUGUCUCUCAAGCCUCCCUCAGACGACGGCGCCCUCUGCUUGCCCAUGGACCGUGAUCGCAGCAAGGAUAAGGAGGCUGCCAUGAAGAAACUCGAGCAGAUGCUCAGCGACAUCCCUCAUUCGACUUAUGAUUCGGCUAAAGAGACCAAAUCCUCGUUCAUUGCCGACUUGGGUGCUCCCGAUGGCGAGUCCCAUCCUGCACAUUUCCUCUCGGCCGACGAUAUUGACGACUACAUCUACCUCGUCGAUACCGGAAUCGACCCUGACUCGACCCUGCCCACGAUGGCGCCGCUCGCCCACCCCAUUGCGCGUCCCCCUUCAAAUCCUCAGACCAAGAACCCUACUAGUGUCACAAAUUGGCUGCGGAAACAUGCACCAAAGAUCUUCCUCCAAGACGGAGAGACGCAUGGCGACGGCGACGACGAGGCUGCGGGGGCUGGUACGGGGGCUGGCGGCGGAAGCAGUCACGCCAGCGCGCGAAAGCCACGCGGAAGUGCUAAAGGCGAGCGUGGCGGCAGUAAAGCCAGCGGCAAGGGCAAGAAGGCUGGCGCGGCUGCGCGGCUCAGUGCUGCGGCUGAGCGCGGAGACGGCGAUGCCAGCAUGGACGACGAUGGCGACUUCGGAGCGACACCCGCGGCCCGCAGCAGCAAGCGCAAGAGGGACGACGAUACCGGAUACAAGCCUAGAGGGUCUUCAAGCCGGCCGACCAAGAAGAAGCGCAAGAGCGAUGUCGAGGCAACGCCAACGGCGCGUAAAUCCAAGAAGGACGCUGCGGCAGCGAGCAAAGACGAAUGA
Molecule: messenger RNA, 1110 nt
Organism: Trichoderma aggressivum f. europaeum
Lineage: Eukaryota; Fungi; Ascomycota; Sordariomycetes; Hypocreales; Hypocreaceae
Exons: 1
Coding region: 1-1110 (369 amino acids)
Biological process (GO): chromatin remodeling
Cellular component (GO): nucleus; Ino80 complex
Source: RefSeq, a predicted model, not a curated record